Molecule: messenger RNA, 1047 nt
Organism: Vanrija pseudolonga
Lineage: Eukaryota; Fungi; Basidiomycota; Tremellomycetes; Trichosporonales; Trichosporonaceae
Gene: SPAC17A5.10
Product: Proline/serine-rich protein
Exons: 1
Coding region: 1-1047 (348 amino acids)
Cellular component (GO): cytoplasm
Source: RefSeq, a predicted model, not a curated record
AUGUCCGGGCCCCCACCACUCCCGGCCUCGAGGCCAUCACCACCACGGCGCCAGGACUCGAUCGACGCCGCGAUCCCGGACGAGGCGCCGCCCGCCUACUCCGAGGUCGGGGCGAGUGGGGACGCGCUGAUUGACCACGGGCCAUCACGAAUGGACUUUUCCGGCCCGCCGCCGCUGCCGGACCGGCUGACGCAGACGCCCACGGGGGGCAUGGUCCUCCCCGGCGUCGGCGUGGGCUAUGGGCGCGUGGGUUCGGACCCCUCUACCCCGAUCUCGCCUAUCAGCACGGGCUACGCUGCGCCGUCGGCUCCGCCCCCCUCGCAUGGCGGCCCGAUCAACUCGCACGGAACGGGGUACGCUUCGCCAUCUGGCCCGCCCCCGCCGCCGCCACAACACAAUCGCCACUCGGCGCCGCCGCCGCCGCUGCGCGUAGAGGAAGAAGACGACGACCCAACGCCGACCGAGGCGCCCGUGCCAGGCCGCCCGCUGCUGCGCAACGGCCAGCUGCUCGUGUAUCCCAAGGGGCACCACUGUUCCAAGUGCCAGAACACGGGGUACAAGAACUACGAUCCCAACAACCCCUGCUCAUCCGACUGGCGCAAGUACGGCAAGCCGUACAACGGGGCGCUGGCCGUGUCCUUCAAGCAGCACUUCAAGCCGGGGGGUAACGGCGCGACAACCGCCAGCUCCAACUUCCAGAAACCGCUCCCAAAGCACCGGCCGGCGGGCCCGUCGUCGGCCCCGCCCCAGCGCCCCGCGUCGUCGUUCAUCCCGCCCCCGCCAGGACUGGCCGCCGCGCAGGGAUACCACAACGGGUUCCAGCCCGGCUUCCAGCAGCAGCCCCAGUGGGGCAUGCCGAUGCGCCCGCCCGCGCCCAUCCACACGUACGGCCGCCCGCCGUCCGGCGCGGUGGUCAUGCAGGCUGGCGACCCGCGCCUCGGAGGCCGCCUGUGCUGGCGCUGUAAUGGUGCCGGGCGCGAGGCUGGGUUCUUCCUGUUCGACGACCAGACGUGCUCGCAGUGUCGUGGGAUCGGGCGAGUCUUUUGA